AUGGUAAAUACUACCUCACUCAGUGUGGUAGCAGCCACGCUCAACGUUUCCAACAUAUCUACCUUCACACGUACCGUGACUACCACCAUGGUUACCCCCACACUCGCUACAGUAAUAUACAACACUUCGUCGACAAACACCACCAUAUUUCCCACCAGUACCAUCCCCACAACCCUCGGUAGUCUACAAACUUUCCCAUCCCAGCACGUUCAAAAUACCCAAGGCGACUGUCGCCCUCAAGUCCCAGGCUACGGCCCUGUUCCAGAAGAAGACAGUGUGUCGUCCUUCUACACGUCUCCAUUAAUUCGCACUCCCGCUCUAGAGGCUACCACACCCCAUGGCUAUGCCCUCGCCUUUUGCGGGGCGAAUGCAUCAUAUGUCGGCACGAACUACCUUGGAUAUCACGAACUGGAAGCAUACAGUCCAACUGAGUGUGCGAGUAGAUGCCUCAUGUGGGGGAGAUCUAACCUAGAUGGCGAGCCAGAGGUUUCGUCGACCACUCUGUCCCCAAACGCAUUCGACUACUCCGCUACACCUACCAGCACACCCACGUUACAUGCGCAGAUGUGCAACAGCUUCAAUAUCUAUUUUGAGCGCUCCCCAUCUAUUAAUCUGGGAGAAGAGUGUCAGGACGCGAAUAGUCGCACUAUUGUUAAAUGUGCACUUUGGGGCGAGGGAAAUAUGCGCGAAGAGUGUGCGACAAACACAGGCUACAAGAACUGGAAAUUCGAAAUUGUUAUUGCGGGGAGCAACGGCUAUGUUUUGGGUACGGGGAAGGAAAAGAGCAAUGAGGAGAAUCCAAAGACUUCUGAGGGUGAGAAGAGUGCCAAGGUGGAUAUGGUUGCAGCGUUCAUGAAUAGGUUUGUGGUGGGUGCUGCGCUGGCUUCCUUAAUAGUGGUACAUAUGGAAUUUUGA
This is a messenger RNA of Alternaria arborescens, 915 nucleotides long. RefSeq lists its product as hypothetical. Lineage: Eukaryota; Fungi; Ascomycota; Dothideomycetes; Pleosporales; Pleosporaceae. The transcript has a single exon. The coding region runs from base 1 to 915 and encodes 304 amino acids. The record is from RefSeq and is a predicted model, not a curated record.